Molecule: messenger RNA, 2478 nt
Organism: Tarenaya hassleriana
Lineage: Eukaryota; Viridiplantae; Streptophyta; Magnoliopsida; Brassicales; Cleomaceae
Exons: 4
Coding region: 244-1689 (481 amino acids)
Source: RefSeq, a predicted model, not a curated record
UGAUGAACGCAUUGGGCCUAAAGCCAAUCCAAUGAGGAAAAGCGGUAAAACAUGAGUCAGCAGGCCGGAUUUGGGCAUCAUCUCAAACUGUUGAGACCUUCACAAAGGACCAGUAACACGAGAGAGAGAGCGCUUUCAGGUUCUAUAAAUUUCCCAAAGUCGUCUCUCCGCCUCAUAGUCAUAUCCCAUCGGUGUCCAAAAUCUGCUAGUUUCAUCUUUUCAUCAAGAAGACGGUGACGAGAAAUGGGCGUGGGAGGCGCUUCUUCCAAGCUAAGGAAAGCUGCCAAGAAAAUAGUGAUGGCUGCAUGUGGUUCCUUCUCUUCCGCUCCUCCUCUUCUUCAUCCGCCUAGCUCGCCAGGAUCUACAGGCACUGCGAAGCCUCUCUCCCAGAAUGCACCGAAUGAGAAAGCAGACUGCAGGGGCAUCACCGUUCCCACUUCCAAGCAGAACUUGUGCGCAAUUUGUCUAGAAGCUCUGGACAACAGCCGUGGAGAAGGUAUAUUCAAGGGGCAAUGCUCUCACUCGUUCCACUUGUCGUGCGUUGUUGCCAAUGUGCGGCAUGGAAGUGUAACUUGCCCCGUGUGCAGGGCACACUGGACGCAGCUCCCCCGCAACGUUAAACUGCCGCCUACUGAAAAGGAUCCCGUUUUCCGUAUCCUUGAUGACUCCAUCGCCAAUUUCCGUGUCCAUAGGCGCUCUGCUCGCUACGAUGAUGAUGAUCCUAUUGACCCUCAUCAUCGCUCCAAUCAUCCUUGUCUUGAUCUCUCUUUAGUACCCAUUGCCCCCUCCUUAGUUUCAUAUCCGCACCGAGCUGCAUUUCAACAAAUGGGUCGAACUGCCUUCCUAACCCAUUAUCUCCCAUGGCCAGAAGAUGGCCAGUGUUUGUUCGCCUUUCUUUCAGUGAAACUGACAAAUCCCCAGCCCAUUGACUUGGUGUUGGUGACAAGCCCCAACGGGCCACAUUUGAGGCUCCUCAAACAGGCUAUGGCAUUGGUGGCUUUCUCCCUUCGCCCAGUUGAUCGUUUAGCCAUAGUGACAUGCUCACGAGUUUUUUCUCUGAGACGCAUGACUUCCUCUGGGAAGCGCAUGGCUCUGCAAGUAAUUGAUCGCCUCUUCUAUAUGGGAGAAGCCGAACCAUCCGAGGGCUUGAGGAAGGGUAGCAAAAUACUUGAAGAUCGCACAUUCAAGAAUCCCCGGUGCAGCAUUCUACAUCUCUGUGACACCCCAGCAAGACCAUAUUAUCCCGACAACAUGAUGCAGACCCGUGUCAUAGUUCAUAAGUUUCAUGUGGUUUCAAAUGAUUUUGUGAUGCGGGAGUUUGAAGAGUUCCUAGGAAAGGUGUUGGGAGCCAUAGCGGAUGACAUCCAACUGAGAAUUGGGGAGGAAGCCAAGAUCGUUAAGAUAGGUAGACUGAGAGGAGGUGAGGAGAGGCGUAUAUUACUAGAGCUCGGGGGGGAGCAUGUAGUAGAUGUACCUGUGGGGUACAGCUUUGUUGAAGGAGAGACUGCAGAAUGUAUCAGGAGAAGAGGAGAGACAAUGGUGAGCUUUGGUGACAAGGAAGAUUCCAAAAUUGAUGAAUUUACGAGCUUCACCUGUGGAAGAACAAGCAUCAGCGCACAAUCUUGGGACUACCACGACCAUUUUAUGGCUAGAAGGUGGGCGAAGCGAUUGCAUGGUUAUAGGUUUUGAAUUAUGAUUCUUUUGUUGUUGCAUGAAUGCUACAUUUGGCUUCUUUUCAGAUUAGCUUCAGCGAUGUGUAUUUUGGCAUUCCAGACUGUUUCUAUAUUAUCUACCAUGAGUCCUUCCAUUUUGGCAUCUUCAGUGCCUGAAGGUUUUACUGUAAUCCAUAAUGUCAUAUUUGUGCAGCUACACUUGCUCACAUCGAAGACAAUUUCUACUUUGAACUGCGAAUCCAUCAUGUUUCUAUGGCAUCCUCCAGCAGAUUCUGAAAAAGAUUGCUCAUUCCAGACAUCAAUAGACUUGUUAAAUCAACCAUUUUUCCCUCCUUGGCAUUACACAACAAAAGGGUGCUACGUUGCAUGUCCGAUGCAUUUGCCUAUCUGAAACACUAAGCGAAUACCAAUGGUCAUCAGAAGUCAAUAUAAGCGUGGAAAGGGCUCCAAAAUAGUUCCUUUUAGAUUCAAUGGUGAUUCCGGAGGAGAAAAUGGAGCCAGCUGUCUUUGACGAUGGUGGUCGAUCGGCUCGAUGUCAAAUGGGUUGGAAUGCACUUGGAAUCACAAGGGAAGAGAUGUAAGUUCUUGCUUUUUGCUGUAACUCAUGGCACUUCUGCCUAAGAUGUAGAAAAGGUGAUUGGAUUAAGCAACCAGAGUUGAUCAGUUUGGUGUGAGCAAGAGAGGUUUCAAACUGUAGAUUCAAAUCCUCUGAAAUGUGGUAUGGAGUGAGACCUUAUGUUUCCACUUAUAGAUGAAAACUCAUUUCUUCUCAGGUGAAGUCGGGGUAUUGAAAGUUGUUGUUACU